Verticillium nonalfalfae is the source of this 873-nucleotide messenger RNA. It is a transcript of the gene RFA2, whose product is annotated as replication factor A protein 2. Gene Ontology annotation, cellular component: chromosome, telomeric region; site of double-strand break; nucleus. Gene Ontology annotation, biological process: DNA replication; nucleotide-excision repair; double-strand break repair via homologous recombination. The coding region runs from base 1 to 873 and encodes 290 amino acids. The transcript is spliced from 3 exons. The record is from RefSeq and is a predicted model, not a curated record. Lineage: Eukaryota; Fungi; Ascomycota; Sordariomycetes; Glomerellales; Plectosphaerellaceae. Gene Ontology annotation, molecular function: DNA binding.
AUGACAUCCUACGGAGGCUACCAAAAACCCGCGUACGGCGCCCAGGGCGGUGAUGACUCGGGCGGCUUCAUGUACGGCGGCUCCCAGCAGGGCAGCCAGGGCGGCGGCAAGGGCUACCAGGACGAGUCGCUGCGCCCCGUCACCAUCAAGCAGAUCCUCGACGCCGAAGAGGCCUACCCCGGCGCCGACUUCAAGAUUGACGGCGCCACCGUCACCCAGGUCACCUUCGUCGGCCAGGUCCGCGCCAUCAACCCUCAGGCCACCAACAUCACCUACAAGCUCGACGACGGCACCGCUACCCUCGAGGUCAAGAAGUGGGUCGACACGGACAAGAAGGACGACGACCUCAUGGACGGCGUCGCCGGCGCCCCCGGCUCCGGCUCCGGCGUCGACCUCGACGCCUACGUCCGCGUCUGGGGGCGUAUCAAGUCCUUCAACGGCAAGAGGCACGUCGGCGCCCACUUUCUGCGCGCCGUCACCGACUUCAACGAGGUCAACUACCACCUGCUCGAGAGCACCUACGUCCACCUCUUCUUCACCAAGGGGCCUCUCGGCGGUGCCAAGGCCGAGGACAACGGCGACGGCAUGUUUGUUGACGGCGGCAGCCACGGCAACAACGCCAGCAAUAAUAACAACGCAUCACACGCCACCGGCCAGUCGAGCAAGGUCGCCCAGUGCACGCCCAUGGGCCAGAAGAUGUACAACUUCCUCGUCAACGCGCCCGGCGGCAACGAGGGCGUGCACAUGAAUGUCAUUGCGAGCGGCGCCGGCAUGAGCAUGCGCGACGUCCUCGGCGCCGCCGACGAGCUACUCGGCCAGGGGCUCGUGUAUACCACCAUCGACGACGAGACGUGGGCCAUUCUCGAGUAUUGA